This is a messenger RNA of Colossoma macropomum (tambaqui), 2771 nucleotides long. RefSeq names its product major facilitator superfamily domain containing 5 (gene slc61a1). Gene Ontology annotation, cellular component: membrane. The transcript has 3 exons. The coding region runs from base 416 to 1861 and encodes 481 amino acids. Gene Ontology annotation, molecular function: molybdate ion transmembrane transporter activity. The record is from RefSeq and is a predicted model, not a curated record. NCBI's taxonomy places the organism in Eukaryota, Metazoa, Chordata, Actinopteri, Characiformes, Serrasalmidae. Gene Ontology annotation, biological process: molybdate ion transport.
ACGUCGUUUUGCUCACCUAAGGCGGAAGCGCAGACGGACUUGGUGCUAGCGGCUAAUUUUUAUCGCGUUAUGAUAGCAUGGAAAAAGUGUUUUGGUGUAAACAAGCACAACAAGUCUGUUCAGAAACCGUGUACCGCGAUAAUACGAAUCUAAAAGACGAAACUACUGUUUUUACCACGGUUGACUGCAGCGUUGUGGACAUUUGCAGCUAGCUGGUUGGCUAACGGCGUCUGGCUGAAUUGCCAACUUCACAAGUUACCAUUUGGAGAUACUUGUUUUUGUUUGGACAGCCAUAUUCAUGUGCCUCUUCUUCACAACAUGAAUCUCAAUGGAGUAAGACUGUGAAGAAGAAAAUCAGGUGGUGGGGUGGAUCAGGAGUUAUCCAGAGGCAUCUGAGGUCUGACUGCAGUCUGCCAUGUUUGUGACUGCUUACCUUGCAUUUGUGGCCUUGGCGGUCCUGUGUGUGGGUCUGGAGCUCACUGCACGGCGCCUUGCUUCACCACAAGCCACUCAAGCGACAGUUGCCAACCCAGCUUUCCGCCGGUUCCAGAGGCUCUUUCUGAAAACCUACCUGCUGGCUCUGUGGGCCGACUGGCUGCAGGGGCCGUACCUUUACAAGCUCUACCGCCAUUACAGCUUCCUGGAGUCACAAAUCGCCAUACUGUAUGUGUGUGGGCUGGCCUCCUGUGUGCUGUUCGCUCCUGUGGCUGGCUGGCUACCCCAGGCUCUUGGACGGAGACAGACCUGCUUGCUCUUUUGCGUAGCCUACUCUGUCUGCUGCCUCACCAAGCUGUCACGGGACUACUUUGUGCUCAUUCUGGGCCGUGUGCUUGGCGGACUCUCCACUUCCCUGCUGACCACUGCCUUUGAGGCCUGGUAUGUGCACUGCCAUGUUGAUGUGCAUGAUUUUCCCAAAGAGUGGAUUCCUGUGACAUUCAGCAAAGCUGCAGACUGGAAUCAUGGACUGGCAGUGGGUGCUGGACUAGUGGCCAAUCUGUUCGCAGAGUGGCUGGAGCUGGGACCUGUAGCCCCUUUCCUUCUUGCCAUCCCCAGCCUGGCUGCCUGUGCUUGGCUGGUGUUUUCUGAAUGGGGUGCAGAAGAUAAGCUUGAAAAGGGAGAGGGGGACAGAAAUGGCCCUCUGCUUGGCCUUCCAAACACACCUCAGGUACGUGUAUCAGCUCAGGCCCGUUUCUGGCGGAGCUGCUUGGAAGGUCUGCGAUGCCUGCUGGCGGACCGCCGCGUCAUGCUUCUGGGUGGGGUGCAGGCACUCUUCGAGAGUGUCCUCUAUAUCUUCGUUUUUCUGUGGACCCCAGUGCUGGACCCUCACGGGCCUCCAUUAGGCAUUGUGUUCUCCUGCCUCAUGGCGGCCAGCAUGGCGGGCUCCAUGCUCUUCCGUCUAGCUACGUCAGCCCGUUAUCGGCUGCAGCCUGGCCACCUGCUGUGCUUGGCUGUGCUGCUGGCCUUCUUCUCCUUCUUCAUGCUGACCUUUUCUACAGUGCCAGGCCAGCCCAGGCCUAAGGAGUCCCUCUUGGCUUUCCUGCUACUGGAAUUGGCCUGUGGGCUCUACUUCCCUGCUGUGAGCUUCCUCCAGGGCCGUGUGAUUCCUAUGGAGCGUAGGGCCGGGGUGUUGGCCUGGUUCCGCCUGCCACUCCACCUGCUGGCCUGCUUGGGGCUGCUGGCCCUCCAUGGGGAAGUUUCAGGCACUGGAGGAGGAGAGGCAGGCAGUGGAACAAGGCACAUGUUUGCAGGGUGUGCUGCGAUGAUGCUGGCUGCAUUGCUGGCUGUGGUGAGUCUCUUCACCCUGGGGAGGAAUGACACAGACCUACGCCUCGAGGGGACCAAAGGAGAGGGGGAGAUUUAAGGAGAAGGAAGACUGUAGUUAUUAUUAUCUAAAAUGAAGUACUUUGUACAACACGACUACUUGAAGUCCAAACAAUAUUUACAAAGUGCUGGACUAGAUAGCACUUGCCAAAGCUGAUGUUACUUUUAAUUUUCAUUUGUUUGGUCACUUCAGGGAUGGCACUGGGAUCACCAUUGCCUUUCUUACGUAUUCCGAGUCCAGUUUUGUGAGAGUGAAUCAAUGACAAUGUGGAAAAUUCAACAUUUAUUGUUUAUGCCCUUUCUAUAUGGGACAACAAUAAAAUAUUAGUGCUGCACUGUUUAUUUACAGUACAAGUUGUUAUGACUCUUUUUAACUUACUCACGUUUUCUGCUCAUUAUCAUAGUAGUCUGUAGACCUUGCAGUGGAUUUGUUGGGCUUCAGAAAGUAUUCAAUUUCAGCAACUUUCCCUGCUUCUCAUUACAGUAAAUUAAAUGGUGGUGCAAGGUCAUGUGUUUUCCAACCAAACACUGAAGUUACAUUCCAUCACCAUUAGCAUAAAAUAUCUAACUUGCAUCUUCUCUAAACAAUAUUAUUUCCUUUGUUUGAUUGUCUAAAAAGUCGGAAGGAUCGAAGUCACGUGAGGUUAAAUUCAAAUUGUCUGACAUCCUUUGAUGUUUUGUACUAUUUUUAGAUGGUUAUUCUGUUUGACCAUGGUAUUCAGCAACUGUGAAAACAUGAAACCAUCUGACACAUUUUGAAUGUAAGAAAGAAGUAAUACUGAAUGUUUAACACUGGACUUAUGAGGGUUGUCAGGUAUUCCGAGCAUGUGUCCAGUUGUGGCUGUCAAGUAUUAAAUAACAUUUUGUUCAGUGAUCUUCAUAAAUUAGAUAAAAAUGAUUAAAUAUUAAAAGUGUAGCCUUUUGCCAAAAUGCCUCAGUAGCUCAUGCAU